Molecule: messenger RNA, 826 nt
Organism: Salvia hispanica
Lineage: Eukaryota; Viridiplantae; Streptophyta; Magnoliopsida; Lamiales; Lamiaceae
Product: reticulon-like protein B9
Biological process (GO): response to bacterium
Source: RefSeq, a predicted model, not a curated record
UCUAGAACAAUUAUUCUUUCUCAUCUUCAAAAGUAACAACAAAAAAUGCCAAUUUACUCCUCAGAUUCAGAUGAUGCACAGACGCCUUCAAUCCCAAGAAGAUUGUUUGGAAGAGAAAAGCCAUUGCAUUCCCUUUUCGGAGGAGGGAGAGCUGCUGACAUAUUGCUAUGGAGAGAGAAGAAUUUAUCAGCAGCAAUAUUAAUUGGAUCGACAGUGAUUUGGUCUUUAUUUGAAGUUGGAGAAUACAACUUCAUCACUCUUCUUUGCUACAUUUUCAUGACUACUAUGUUAAUUUUGUUCAUAUGGUCUUCGGGUGCAGGCAUAAUUGAAUGGAAUCCUCCUCAGCCAAUUACAAUCCCCGAAUCCACAUUUCGAUGGCUGUUUGCGGAAAUCAAUAGAUUUUUAUACAAAUUUUAUUACAUUUCUUGUGGGCAAGACUUGAAGACCUUCUUUGUGACGAUCGCAAUUCUGUGGAUAAUAUCGGGGAUAGGAAACUACUUCAGCUCCUUGAACCUGUUAUACCUUGGAUUUGUUUGCGUGAUGACUUUACCGGCACUGUACGAACGGUAUCAAGAUGAGGUGGAUUAUUUGGCGGGAAGAGGAAGCAGGGAUGUCAAGAAAAUAUAUAGGAAAAUUGAUCGUAGAUUUCUUAACAAGAUUCCAAGAGGCCCAGUCAAGGAUAAGAAGAAAUAUUGAAUUACACUAUACUACUAAUCCUUAUAUGUGAAAUAUUUGAAAUUGGUGGGCUGGCUCACUUAAUUAAAUUUGUGUUGUAUGCACCUAUAUACAUGUAUGGGAGAUCCAUUGAUACUUUAUUUCAAACUCA